Molecule: messenger RNA, 765 nt
Organism: Macrosiphum euphorbiae (potato aphid)
Lineage: Eukaryota; Metazoa; Arthropoda; Insecta; Hemiptera; Aphididae
Source: the annotation of a GenBank genome assembly
AUGGAUUGCAGACCUUGGUCAAGAGAAUCAAAAAAGAAGUGGAAAGACUCAACUAUUGAUCGAUUGAAAGCUAGUAAAACAGUAUGGCCUAUUCCUCAGAUAGAACAAGUUUUUUUACCAGAUUUUAAAAUUAAAUCCCAAAUAAAUGAAUAUUCAUUUAAGAGCUUAGAACUAAUUUGUAAUGGUGUAUUUGGCAAAGUCUACAAAGUUGAGAAAUUGAAUUCCAAUGGUGAUUUAUAUGCUAUGAAAAUAUUGGAAAAAUCAUCGGUUGUAUGUGAAAAUGCAGUACAACAAGUUAAGAAUGAAGUACAAAUUCAAUCAUUAUGUGGUCAUCAUCCAUUUAUUGUGAAUUGUCCAUUUUUUUGGCAAAAUAGAAAUCAAUUAUUCAUUGUUAGUGAGUAUGUUGGAGGCGGUGAAUUAUUGAAACUAUUACACAAAUAUGGACCACUACCUGAAGAAUUAUGUCGUGUAUAUUUUGCUGAAUUAGUUAUUAUAAUAGAUUUUCUACAUAAUGCCGGAGUUAUAUACAGAGAUAUAAAACCAGAAAAUAUAUUAUUAGACGAUAAUGGUCAUCUUCAGUUGAUUGAUUUUGGUCUUUCGAAAUGGCUUCCACAAGGCUGUCAUACAUCUACUAUUUGUGGAACUACUCAGUAUAUGGCUCCAGAAGUUUUAGAGUCUGAACCAUAUUAUAGUCACGCAGUAGAUUGGUGGUCCGCUGGAGUUCUCUUAUUUCAAAUGCUUACAAAUCAGGUAAAAUUAUUUUGA